AUUUCUGUACAAGAGUCCUCAGCAAAGACUUAUUUUAUGGAGUUGCAAAAAUAUCUAUAUCAAGCCUUAACCAAAGAGGCCAAGGAAGGAGUGUUGCCGCAAAGAGCUGCUGCUAGACAGAAGUUGUCAAGGUUGAAUAACCUACAAUUCCAUGAAUUGGCUACUGACGUUUAUGAUGAACUAAUAAGAAGAACAAUGGACACUCACAGUAACAUCAAUUACUUACUACAAAGACAUACGAUUCUAUAGUAAUGAUAACUAGACUGAAGGAAAUUUCUUUAAUCUAGACUCUUUUUUAUCUAUGAGGGGUGAUUUCCAUCCACGUCGGAAUCAAGCACGACAAAAGCUCGCUACGUUGGUCGAAACACGAUUCAAAGAUUUAGCCAGCGAUGUCUAUCAUGAGUUAAGACGACGAUAUCCGCAUGUCGAUAUAAUGGAUGAUUUAGCCAGUGUGGGUACAACCGCAAGUACAGUAAAACCACAAGCAAGUCAAUCAACCAAUAUUAUACCUGUGAAAGGAACGAUGAAUGUAGAAACACAAGUGAAUUACUCUUCGGACGAUGAUACUGGGAGUAACGGGCACCAGUACUCACCAAAGCAAAAUCCACAUUAUCGUCAUCCUGAUUUGCCAUCACUAUCAUCUUCUACCACGACGACUGCAACUACCUCUGCGCUUAUACCAGAGCAAGACAACAAUAUACAAUCGUUGGAUAGCUUGAUGGCCGAUUUAGGCAAUAUGGUGAAGACGCCCAAGCCCAUUCUGGACAAUAACACGGAUAUAGAGACGAUGAAAUACGAAUAUGAAAUGAAAAUAGCGGCUAUGACAGAGAGAAUCAAUUCAUUAGUGUCGCAGCAGAAACGACAGACUUCAUCAACAGAUCUAGAAAAUUACAAAGCAUUAGAAAUCAAAUAUAAUAUAUUAAACAAAGAGCAUCAAGAUCAGCAAUUGGCAGUUCAAGAAGUUAAAUCGGAAAUGAAGCAACUCAUCGGGGAAAUUAAGACAUUGUCUGGUAAAAAUGAGACUCUAAGGAAGCAAAACGAAAAAGCAGAGAAUGAGGUGAAAAGGUUGACACAAGAGGUUAAAUCUUGGAAGAGGAAGUAUGAUACAAUCAGCAUGGAAUUGCGAAGUUUUAAAGGGGCUACUAGUACUACUUUAGCUGAGAAUGCGUCCAACCAUUAUCAUGCUGAUGUGACAGAAGAGCUAUUCAUCCAACCUAUUUCGAAGGGUGCCAUUCCUCAUCAGCAUAUUACUGACUACCAAUCCGCUAUUAACGACUUGAUCCAUACAUCGCACUACUCCAAUAACCCUUCUGAUGUUCUUUUAUCGAUGCGUCAAAUUGUCAUGGCAUGCAAAUCAGUCACUACUUCUGUUGAAUACCACGAGCGUAAAAUAGGACUUCCUGACACAGACCAGGAAACACUCUACGGUAUCAAGAAACGAUUCUCACAGGCUUUGAAUCACUUACUAAUAGCGACGAAACAGUAUGCAGCGGGUAUGGGGAUCAGUCCAGUCAGCUUAGUGGAUGCAGCUGCAGGAAACUUGUCAGUCACUAUAGUGGACUUGGUUAAGUUGUUAGGACUAAAGUCAAUAGUAGCAGAAGAAGACGAAGGCAUAGUAACCGAGAGCAAAACAAAGAUGAACGAUAGUAAUCAUAUUAGAAACGACGAGACGAUGAAUAAGGAUUCAGAAGGGGAGCAUUCGGUUCGAUCACUGUCUGUGAAUAAAAUAGUACCCCCGAGACGUAAUCCUAGCCGGAAUAAUAAGAAUCCUGCAGAUACUCAGCAUGAUGAUGGUAGCAAGAAUAGUAGUACUAGUGUUAAUUAUAAUAAUAUGAUGGACAUUGACGUAUUAACUCCUCAACAACUAUCGUCCUUUCUUAAAACGGAGACAGAGGAAAUCGUCUCAUCUGUUCAGAGUCUAUUGAUAGCACUUCGAUCGAAUGAAAAUCAACAGCAUUUAUACGAAAUAAUAACGUCAAUCACUCAGACUGUUAGCGACAUUGUACAAACCGCCAAACAUACUCUCAAUGGAAAAGCGGUAACACUCACCGAAGAGCUUCAGCAUCAAGGGCAAAUUAUUUUGAAUGACCUGUAUCGAUGCAACGAAAAGAUUAUUCAUAUCAGAGACACAUCAUUCAAAAAUGAUUUAGCAACAGAUGCUGAACAAGGAGCUACGAUAAAUUCCAUGGUGAAAAGAAAUCUGGCUCAAGAAGCUUACGAAAUUGCUAAAUUUACAAAAGACUUGAUAGGCUUGUUGGAACAAAACAAUACUAUUGAAGAAGAAAUGCGAACAAUGACUGUAUAAAGCAUAUCAUAUAUACCUUUGCCACUUUAAAUUAUGUAGUAUUAAUGUAAAUAAUAUGAAUAUAACUACCCUUAUCUAAAUUUAAUUCUUUCACUACAUAUAAUGAAAGGGUUCAUGAGUAUAUUGUUUAGUAGCAGAUUGUAACAAGUUCAUAUUCAGCAUUCAUUCAAGCGUAUGGAAUGUUAAUCAAAAGUACUAGAAUAAGCUGGUGAAACAUGAAUCCGUCAAAGCAGUUAUUUUCUUUUUCUCUUUUUCUUGUCAUAAAAUCAACGAGUGGUCUCUUCUCACAUCAUCUACCAUUAGAAAUAAAGGAUACUGUGCGUAUUGCCUUAUAUGAAGAAUUAAAUAGAAGUUAGUAUUUGCUAGAUCAGCGCCUGUAUAAUCAGCUGCUUACAAAAC
Mycotypha africana is the source of this 2704-nucleotide messenger RNA. RefSeq lists its product as uncharacterized. The record is from RefSeq and is a predicted model, not a curated record. The transcript is spliced from 3 exons. Bases 302 to 2305 code for a protein of 667 amino acids. NCBI's taxonomy places the organism in Eukaryota, Fungi, Mucoromycota, Mucoromycetes, Mucorales, Mycotyphaceae. Gene Ontology annotation, molecular function: MAP kinase scaffold activity.